Messenger RNA from Miscanthus lutarioriparius, 348 nucleotides. NCBI's taxonomy places the organism in Eukaryota, Viridiplantae, Streptophyta, Magnoliopsida, Poales, Poaceae. The record is from the annotation of a GenBank genome assembly.
AUGGGGAGCUCGCAGAUCCGGUGGAAGCAGGAACGCUCCAACAUGAUGGCCGGGGAGCUAGUAGAUCCGGUGAAAGCGACGAAGCUGUUGGUCUUCAUGUGCCUGGACUGUCCUAGCCCAUGGGGCCACUACAUUAGAUCCGGAGGUGGAGGAGCUCAACUCGCCGAAUUACGCACACAUGUGCCGACGCGGGGAGUCCGCCGACCACCAAAACCAAUGUCGCGCAACUUCCCCCGACCCCGCCUGGCUGCCGUGUCUUUAGAAUGCCGCGGAGCUCGUGCGGCUGCCUGGGCACCAGCGAUGGCGGCGAGCAGGGAGAAGACAGAGAGAAAGGACAGAGGAGAAUGA